AUGUCAACAGCUACAUCCUUUACAGAGGAACAGAAACAAAUUACACUUAAAGUACUUUCGAAAGAUAAGAGUGAAUUCUAUGAAAUAUUGCAAGUGGAAAAGACAGCAUCCGACAAUGAAAUAAAAAAAGCAUAUAGAAAACUAGCUAUAAAGCUACAUCCAGAUAAAAAUCCUCACCCUAGAGCCAGUGAAGCCUUUAAAGUAAUCAACAGAGCGUUCGAAGUACUCGGCGAUGAACAAAAAAGAAGUAUAUUUGAUAGCACAGGAAGGGAUCCAGAUGAUAGAUCGAUGGGAAUGAACUCUUCUUCAGCUUCAGGAUUUGGCCAACGGGGAGCUGGUGGCCAAUUCCCACAAGGAUUUGAAAAUAUGUUUUUCAGAGGUGGACCACCUGGAGCUACUGGAGGAGCUCCAGAGGAUAUAUUCGAUUUCCUAUUUAAUAUGGGUGGUAACCCUGGUGGAUUUGGCGGAAAUCAUCCUUUUAUGAAUGGUGGUGGUGCAACAACUUUCACUUUUGGUCCAGGUGGUUUUAGAGCUUACAAUCCUCCAAGAACGAGAGAUCAAAGGAACAGACAAAGAGAAGCUCAACGCCAGCAUGAUGAAGAACAAAAAUACAAUGAUAUACUUCGGGUACUUGCACCAAUCCUAUUAUUUUUCAUUAUAGGUGUAUUUGAAAGAUUUUUGAGUUAA
Molecule: messenger RNA, 687 nt
Organism: Maudiozyma saulgeensis
Lineage: Eukaryota; Fungi; Ascomycota; Saccharomycetes; Saccharomycetales; Saccharomycetaceae
Source: the annotation of a GenBank genome assembly